This is a messenger RNA of Cyclopterus lumpus (lumpfish), 3452 nucleotides long. RefSeq names its product collapsin response mediator protein 1 (gene crmp1). Gene Ontology annotation, cellular component: cytoplasm; cytosol. NCBI's taxonomy places the organism in Eukaryota, Metazoa, Chordata, Actinopteri, Perciformes, Cyclopteridae. The transcript is spliced from 14 exons. The record is from RefSeq and is a predicted model, not a curated record. The coding region runs from base 240 to 2270 and encodes 676 amino acids. Gene Ontology annotation, molecular function: hydrolase activity, acting on carbon-nitrogen (but not peptide) bonds, in cyclic amides.
AUGCAGAGCUGCUGCUUCACAUCAAAACUAGUUCACACUCCACUCCCACAAACUGGAGCACUGCAUCGUUUCACUUUAUGUGAAUUAUUAUGUGCUCACUGUGCUUCUCACAGUCCACAGCAUCAGUGCGCGCUUGAGGGGCGGGGCCUCUCCGGUGACCCCGUUAAAACCAACCGAGGCUUCUGUCUUCCAUCGUUUCAGAAAUUAGGGGGGGAGGCGAGUCUCCGUCGGAAGCCACAAUGUCGGACUGCAGGAGGCAGUGGAACCGGGAGGAUGAGCUGCCAGUUUACCUGGCGGGGCCGAUCCCCACCGGGCAGAACCUGAGGAAGACCUACGGGAUGUUCAGCUCCGUGGAGGGGGCGUUCGAGAGCAAGACCAUAGACUUCGAUCAAUACGCGGUGGGGAGGAGAGGUAGCCGCACCCCGAGGAGCGGGAGCCGCGAGAGGGUGCUGGACGCCGGUGACCCCGUCGGGAAGACGUCCAGCGAGGGCCGUGAGGGGUCGCCCACCGACUCGCACGGGGAGACAGACGAUGUUCGCCCCGGUGUUGUGGUCACACAAUCAUCGGCGAAGGAGAGCCCAGACGGGGAGAGCGGAAGGCUGUUGAUCAAAGGAGGACGGGUGGUCAAUGAUGACCAGUCUCUCUAUGCAGAUGUCUACAUCGAGGACGGGCUCAUCAAGCAGGUGGGGGAGAAUCUGUCUGUGCCGGGGGGCGUCAAGGUGAUCGAGGCCAACGGGCGCAUGGUGAUACCCGGGGGGGUAGAUGUCAACACCUGUCUCAUGAAGCCCCACCUGGGCGCACAGCCCGCCGACGGUUUCCUCCAGGGAACCAGGGCCGCGCUCGCCGGGGGCACCACCAUGAUCAUCGACCACGUGAGCCCCGAGCCCGGGCAGAGCCUGUUGGAGGCGUUUGAGUGCUGGCAGGAGGCUGCGGAUAAGAAGGCCUGUUGUGACUACUCGCUGCACGUGGACAUCCCCCAGUGGAACGAGACGGUCAAAGAUGAGUUGGAGCUGCUGGUGCAGGACAAAGGCAUCAACUCCUUCCAGGUGUACAUGGCUUACAAGGACGUGUACCAGCUGUCUGACUCGGAGCUGUACGAGGCUCUCUCCUUCCUGAAGCAACUGGGCGCCGUGGUGUUGGUUCACGCUGAAAAUGGAGACCUGGUCGCUCAGGAGCAGAGGAAGAUCCUCAGGAUGGGAAUCACCGGGCCUGAAGGCCAUCCGCUGAGUCGUCCCGAAGAGCUGGAGGCUGAGGCGGUGUUCCGCGCCAUCACUCUUGGCAACCGCGUGAACUGCCCCAUGUACAUCACCAAGGUGAUGAGCAAGAGUGCGGCGGACACCAUCGCACAGGCCCGUAGGAAAGGUUCCGUCGUUUUUGGCGAGGCAAUAACAGCCAGCCUGGUCACUGACGGCUCCCACUACUGGAGCAAGAACUGGGCCAAAGCGGCUGCUCAUGUGACCUCUCCACCUUUGAGCCCCGACCCCACAACCCCGGACCACCUCAACACGCUUCUGGCUUGCGGGGACCUGCAGGUGGUGGGCAGCGCUCACUGCGCCUACAGCCCCUCCCAGAAAGCGAUCGGCAGAGAGGACUUCACCCUGAUCCCGGAGGGAACCAACGGAGUGGAGGAGAGGAUGGGUUUCGUCUGGGACAGGGCCGUGGCCAUGGGGAAGAUGGACGAGAACCAGUUCGUGGCGGUCACGUCCACCAACGCCGCGAAGAUCUUCAACCUGUACCCGCGCAAGGGCCGGAUAGCGCCGGGCUCGGACGCCGACGUCGUCAUCUGGGACCCCGACAGCUCCAAAACGAUCACUGCCAAACUCCAGCAGUCGACUUCGGAGUACAACAUCUUUGAGGGUCUGGAGUGCCGGGGGGGUCCGGCGCUGGUGUUGAGUCAAGGUCGGGUGGUUUACGAGGAGGGCGAGCUGCAGGCCCAGCAGGGCGCCGGUCAAUUCAUCCCCCGCAAACACUUCCCCGACUACGCUUACCAGCGCGUCAAAUCCAGGAACCAGGCGCAGAGCAAGCAGGGCGUCACCCGCGGCUUGUACGACGGCCCUGUGUGCGAUGUCGUGCCCACCCCCAAAUACAUCACUCCUUCUCCGUCAGCCAGAACCUCACCCACCUCUCACCAGCCGCAGCCCAUACGCAAUCUUCACCAGUCCAGCUUCAGCCUAUCAGGAGCACAGAGUGACGACUACAUCCCUCGUCGCUCUGGCCACCGCGUCGUAGCGCCCCCUGGUGGCCGCUCCAACAUCACCAGCCUCGGUUGAACACGCCGCUGUGCACCAAGUGUGGUCCUCGUGGGGCUUUCGCCUCUCUCGUGUGUGUGUGUGUGUGUGUGUGUGAUAUUUUCUUUUUUUAUUCAAUCAGUUUUACCUUGAGAUGGAGAAGCACAAUAUACUACUACUUCCAAUGAACAAAGAGUAGGAUUUACAAUCAACCAAAAUAGGAAAACACUUGCACUUACUCACACACACACACACACACACACACACACACACACACACACACACACACACACACACACACAGAUCCGGUGUCGGACCCCCCAUCCCCUGCACCCAACCGUGAACCCAGUGCUGUGUCAUCGUGUCGUUUCACCUCCUUUCCCGUGAGCAUGACUCGUCCCCCCGUCUCCCACCGUGGGGGUCCGCUCAGACACGGUGCUCCUUUUCUGUGGGUCCCAACAUUGAGCAUCUGCAAUAUUAGCUUGGAUGUCGGCUCACGCGUUGCAUGGACACGUCGUUAGAUGUCGCACCACUCGUGGUUUUGAUUGUUCUUGAAUGUUUUGAGCUUUGAGCACACGGUGGCGGUUCACUGUGGACGGAGUCAGGUUCAUUCUUUUUUCACAUCACUGUGAACUCCGAUAAAAAAAUGGAUGCAGCUCCAACGUCAGACACUUUAUCUUUAUGCAAAAAGUGUGAAAGUAGACGAGACAGCUGAAAAACAGCUGUGCGCUCCGAUAUGCAUUUCCACCGAGUCACAAUGUGUGUGAUAGUCUCUUGCUUGAGAUAGAUCUUCCUUGUAACGACGUGAUCCACUCGCUGCUGUGGAAGGGCUUCUACAGCAGCGCCCCCCCCCCCCCCCCCCCCUUGCUCUUUAAAACUUCCCUGACAAUCUUCGUGAGCUGUUUUUUCCCCAUUUUAUUUCAUCCAUCCUGGAUGUUCCUCUUGGUACCUUUAAGUGUUUCUAUGAUGUUUUGUUGCUGUUGUCUGGUGUCUCCCAUGGAACCACUGAUAAGGAUCAAUAAAGACGUGGCUGUUGUCAAGGUGACCGUGAAACAAUCGCUCCCGAGAGUUUAAUUUUCUGACUUCACGCGAGUGACGUGAGGGUUUAGUGUUACGGGGUUUGUUUCCUGAGCUGUAGCUACAAUCUGGUACAGUGCAUUCAAUGGUGACAUUUAUGUUGUAACUGUACAUGGUCCCUUUUAAAUAAAGAUAGAAUAAACAUUC